AUGCUUAGCGUCGUCGAGCCUGAGCCUGAGCCUGAGAACGAGACGCUUGAUGACUAUUACGCGACCCUUCGUGUCUCAAUCAACGACUCAACAGAGACCAUCACAAACAGUUUCCUUUACCUCCAAUCCGAAUUCGAGCCGAGCCGAUGUCUAAAUUGGCCGGAGAGCACGGCUGUCUUGGAAAACCUUGUGGAAGCACACAACACACUCAGUGACCCCAGAUUGCGACGCGAGUAUGACGCCAAAUGGAUGCGCCGUCGACACCGCUAUCGAACUCCACAAACCUGGAUGGCGCCGGUACAUGCGACUUACUCUCAGAAGCGUCCACUCACGGCCAAGCAGCUUGCCAUCAAGGCGGCGAGAAAGGAGCGCUUGGAAGCUCUGGCAACCCAGAUCAACAGAAAUGACCAACAGAUUGUGCAUGGCCGGAUAAAGCUCGAGGAAAUAAUGGCAGGGGCCAAGAUCCUACAAGCCCAGUUUGACAAGAUUCAUGACAACCUCCACAGUGUCCCUGUCCCCAAGGCUAGAUGGCGGCGCAUCUUCAAACCAUCGCCGACCCCGAAGUCGAAUGAGGAAUUACAGGAACAGAAACUCGCCAACAAGCAGGAACUGAUGCAGAUCUAUGGGGAUUUGUCCAACAUGAAAGCUGAGAUGGACAUGACGAGGACAAUGCUAGAUUCUGUCGGACGACGAGCGAAGACAGUCAUUGAGGACUACACCACGGUUCUACAGGAAGAGAUGAAAGAGCGGAUGGAUGAUGGAAGUGACCCGACGCAUCGGCCUGAGAUGUUCUCGCUGGCAGUCUGGCUCGACAACCUCGGAUCCGCGCAGAAAGCUCGGAUAAAGGCACAGCAGGUUUCAGAGACUAUUGGCGCUUAUGGCGACAGACUGUAG
Molecule: messenger RNA, 894 nt
Organism: Capronia coronata CBS 617.96
Lineage: Eukaryota; Fungi; Ascomycota; Eurotiomycetes; Chaetothyriales; Herpotrichiellaceae
Exons: 2
Coding region: 1-894 (297 amino acids)
Source: RefSeq, a predicted model, not a curated record